Messenger RNA from Notodromas monacha, 1348 nucleotides. The record is from the annotation of a GenBank genome assembly. Lineage: Eukaryota; Metazoa; Arthropoda; Ostracoda; Podocopida; Cyprididae.
AGGCCUUCAAGCGGAUGAUGGUAGAAAAGAACAUCAAUUUGCAGCUGCAAGCACUUGACGUUCUCCGCAAAAAAUUCGGCAUGGGCACGUUGGCAGUCGAGGUUUCUCCGGGAGACCAGGAAGUCCUGACCAAAGCCUCAGACUUGGCAGCUGAUGUGCAAAACGAGCCCAUGGCUAAAGCAUUGGCGUCGAGUGAUUACGAGGCCAAGCGUUUGGAAGCCCUGAAACCCGUCAAAGCCCCCAUUCGAGGGGUCGGAAUGCCCGAAGCUCCUCAACUGACAGCGUUUGAUGCCGUCGAAACCCCGUCUGACGUUGAAUCGGACGAAAUUGAACAACGACAAGCGUAUCUGAAAGAACAACGGGACAAAUUGAUCGCACUGAAAAAAGAGGUUCGCGAGGGUCAACUUCGAGCCGAGGCUAAUAAAUCUCGUCGGCCAAGAACUGCAAGAGCUGCUCAGGACACAAUCCAGGGAAAUUCAGCAGGUGUGGAAAUUGAUCCGGACACUCUGGAAAUCAGGAAGGCUUUGGCAGGAAAACUUCGGCAAGAGCUGGUUGACAAUCCUGAUCUCUGAAGAACUUUGUUCUUCUGCGAGUAACAAAGUUGAUUAUUCUGAGAUUAUAAUCGGAAAGUCAACAUGAAAUCAAGCAAUCUGGCGUCAUCUGCACUUGAAUCAUCAGUAUUUCCUUCUUUGAAAACUCAUCUUUCAUUCGGAACUAUAGAUGGACGUUUGAAUGUUCUGACUUAAUUACAUCUUGUACCGCAUGAAAUGAUUUUGCAACAAGCUUGAAAAAAUAUCAUCUGCUCAAAAACGAGCUUCUGCAUAAAUCUUUUUUUUUUAAUCAGCAGUGCUAGAUUUUGGCUACAUCACCCUGGAUAAUAUUUCUUCCUAAAAUUCAGAAUUCGAUUUUUUUUCGCAGUUUUGCUUCACUUGGUGUAAAAAAAAAGAAAAUACGACUUGGCGAUGACUGAAUAAGCAAAACAUUCAGACUAUUUGUUUUUGUUCAAACUACAAUAAGCAAAGAAGUGUAUGAACAUUGUCUUGCGGUAGAAUGGAUUGCAGUGACGUGUAAUGUGUUUCUGGAAAAUCGCAGGUUUUCUGAAGUCCAACGAUCUCAUGUGUGUACAGAAAAUUGUUCGUCUGACCCAUAUCAAUGCUAGUGACUGGCUUAAAAAAAUUAGAUGAAAUGAUUUUGAUGUAAAUAAUGAAAUGGAGCCGAUGAUCAAAUCAGCUUAAUGGAACAGGAACGCGUGUUUGAAAAUGAAGAGAGAGUAAAUACGAUAUUGUACAUAUGUUUGCAAGAACUGGGAAUAAAACAGUCGAGUUCACAACUGCUCCGCAGAAAUAGA